AUUCACUUCUUCAUCCCGCCGUUCGAGUUAUAAAGCUAAGUUGAACGCAAAGUGUGUCAUUUUAAGGCCUUUAUUUUAGUGACAUGAAACCAAGAGAACGCAGUGAGUGAAAAUGACACAAAAGAAAUUUUCAGGGGCGCCUUUUGGAGUCCAAACUGUGAGGUAAGCAUCGUGCCCUGUCAGACCGUCAUCAUGGGCUUGGCAAAGUUGUCUGUCGAGAUAAACUUAGAAAAGUACCGGUAUGUUUGCUGAUUUUUGCAGUACUUGGUGCUUUAAUAAUCCUAAUUGGGUUAGCCUGCGCGCAGACGAAACUAAACUCUGGAGUUAACCAGAGUUUAUUUUCAUCUGCGCGCAGGCUAUAAUUGGGUGCACAUGAAAAUAAUCUUUGAAAAUAUUUAGGGAGGUUUUCAGUCUACGUUUUUCAUCAUCUUGAGGAAUGUUUCCGAACAACAAAAGAAUCCAAUUCUUUCGCGCGACAGUUCUAGAGGUACUAUUUAAGCCUUAUAAGUAAGUGAUUUUUCUUUUAAGAAAUCAAAUGACUUUCUCAGGUUUGAUGUUGCUGGUAUUCAUCCAAAAAGCAAAACCCCAGGAACAAUUACUCAGGUUGCUUAUGACAGAAAGUGCAUGUCCGAAGUGGUAAGUCAAUCGAUAGAAGACUCAACAAUUACCCUGAAAAAGUUUAGCCUGUUCCAGGCAUUCAGAUAGUAGAGCGCGGCGAUCAGUGUGGAGCGAGUUAAAUUGUACACUGGGAAACCGGGGGGGGAGGGAAGGCGACAGCGAGGGAACGCCUGUAAACAUCUUAACAAAGGGUCGUUCUGGUAUACUGGAUUCCAGUAUACCCUCUUAUCGGUCGAUUAUGACACCUUCUGUUAACACUCGAGCACUAAUGGCAUUGAAGGUCACAUUUCACACGAGCUUAUGGGUCGUGUCCAGGUUGUCAACACUUUGUGUCACAAUUCAGUCAAACUGUAGUUCAUGUCACAGUUACAGGGUCGGCGGUCAAUUAAGAGCAGAAAGAGCUUUGUAAGGCAAUGUUUACAGGAGUUCCCUGCCCCUUAAUUUCCCCGUCUAGUCUCCCCUUGUUUUCUUUCUUAGUGAAUUUUUCUCCUGUGCUCUACUAUCUGAACACCUGGAACAGGCUAGAAAAAAUUAAGAGGUAUUGGCUUAUGGGGGCAAAAUUUUAUACCACAUGUAAGGCCCAUGUAAACACAAAAAAUUACACGCUACUCAAGGGAAACCAAAAACUAUAAGAAUUUAAUGGCAAUACAUAAAUCUUCAUUAAAUCACUUCCUAAGGCCCAGUUUAGAUGCCAAACUUUUCAUGAGCCAAUUAAACCUAAUUUGAAUUAUUAAAAAGGAAGACCCAAAUUAUUUAGACCGGCUGAACUGAUUCAAAUGCCAAUCAUAAUUGCAUCUGAACUAACUUCAAAAGGCGGAAAAUGCUCAUUUCGUUCAAACUGUUUACAAAAUAUGUUAUAAUUUAUGUAUUAGGUUUGGUACAUGAAAAGUUCAGCGUCUGAAUCAAAGUUGCUCUAAUGGUGAAAUUCCUAGCCGGACUGGGCAAAAGGAACAGCUAAGCCAAUCCAAAUUGAAACAGGCGUUCUUAAUUGAUUCAGACACCAAACUUUUCAUGUACUUAAAUUCAAUCUAUUAGGUGCAGCUCAUGAAAAGUUUGGCAUCUGAACUGGGCCUAAGGGAUAGCUCACUUUCAACUUCUCAUCUAUAACUGGGCAGUUACACAUUUAGGUACACUAUCUAAGGAUCACACCAGGAACCUUAAAUACCCUCAGAAGCCAUACCCUGUAUCAGGCGGCAGAUACCUAUCUAGUCCACACAUGGGAGUACCCCCUGGGAAUAUUCCUGAGUACCCACUGACUCCCAUAUAAUGUUUGGAGAAUUCAGUGUUAAAUUUUAAUUGUUUGUACUUGAUUUUGUGAAUGUAUCAAUUUUUUAAUUUAAGAAUCGCCGUCUUGGACCUGGCUCUUACAACAUUGAUGCAGGUGGAUUUAACCCAAAAGCUGUGUUAGAGAGAUCAGCUGGUCCAGGUGAGAAAAAUCUGUAUAAAGUAUUACUCCCUUGUUCAGGCAGAAAUGCUGCAUUAAGUGUGAGAUAUUGUUUAUAUGGCAUACUUAACACAUGUUCCUCUCAGAGACUCAGAGGACCAUUUGUUCUAAUACACCUUCAGUGCAUGCACACAUAUUAUCUGCUGUUGACAUGUUAGAUUAGACUGCAAGCAGUCUGUUUUCAGUCAGUUGAGUCAAGGCUUGGCAGGACCAGAGAGUCAGUGAAAUGGCCUUGGCCGGCCUUUUUUUCUUUGUUUGCUUCACUUGAUUUCCUUGCUUGCAUGGCGACCCUGAGGGACUGCUCACAGUCUAAUGUUAAACAGGGCGGAAAAAAUUGAUCACAGAUACCAGGAACUGGUUUAAACAAUAUAAUCUUAUAGCUGUACCUACUCUUUUUAGGAUGGGAAAGGGCUUUUGAAACAGCUCGCUUAGCAAAGAUACCUCAUCUGCUGUAUAAAGAGCAGUGGGAGAAAAAACAACUUCAGGUAAAGUAAAUUUAAUACUUGCUUAAGCCUGAAAACACAAGCUGCUGGAUCACGUCACCAUGCACCUACAGUCAAUAAACAAAAAAAACUUCCUGCAUUUUCAUUUCCUCAGGUUGUUCUUUCUUGAAAAGAAAAAUGAACUUGUGGUCCCAGGACACAUCCAUUCUCACAAGAAAUUUUAAUCCCUCAAAGUGUCUAGUUGUUCAAUGUACACGACUUUUUGUAUGGAUGUAUAACUGUAACCCAUGCAAGGCUGAGUUAUGUCAAAGGAAAAUGUAUCAGGGAAGAGUGUAUUUACUGAAAGUACAUGUGUAUAUAAAAUUACUACCAUAAUUAUACACACUUAAUAAUACUUGUUUUCUCUUUUUUUACAACAGAAACAACUGUUGGGUCCUGGAACAUACAACAUCACUGACUUUAUUGAUCACAUGUCCAGAAAGCCUGGCAGCAAACGAGGAGUGUGUGAAACAAGAGAAGCAAGAUUUGAUACCACAAAAUUGGUUGGUUAGCUUUAAUUUUCAGGGAUUCAGCAGGAUUCAAGCCAUUGCAUUAGUGCCCACAGCCAUGCAGCAAGUUCAACUAACAGAGCUGUGAAAUUACCCAUGCAUGUAUAUUGGGAGCAGACUAACUUGAGGCCCUGCCAGGGUAAAUUCCGACAAGCAACAUGACCCAAUAAGUAGCACCAGACCAUAAAAUGAAAUCGCAAGAGACAACCUCCCUCGGCCAAAUUGAUAGCGACAGGGAUGGAAAAGCUGAGAAUAAGCGACAAAGAAUGGUGGUUUGACUAAUUUAUCACCAGUCUCACAGUAUGCUAAAAAGAAGUAACUUUCCCCAAUUUUCUUUGCACUUUAUAGAGAACGUCUGUUAGACCCUCCUGUGAAUUGUGUUAAUUAUGAAUAGGUUUUCGAUAUGCAAAAUGACUAACUGAGAAACUGCAGAACAUUUGGUUUCUUUACAAGGCAUUGCUAUCCCCUUUUUCUAAAAUUCUGACAAAGACAAAGAAUAUUUUGUUCAAUUUCCAACAGCAACGUGAAGCAUUUAUAAACACCGACGUGAGAUGUUUCAAAAUUCAGACAUAAAAAAACAUCGGACCCCCUCCCCUUCCCCUUGGCAGGGUCUCUGACUUGUUGAUUUCAUACAUCUGUGCCUGUAAAGUAGUGAAACAAUUAGAAUGAAGGUGAAAUGUGAACUGCAGGAAUAGAGUGUCAGGCAUUAUGAUGUAAAUUUUACAUCAUCUUCAUUCUAUGUUUCACUUCUAUAAACCUAGGGUUAAGGUCGAUGCACUGGCCUGUUUCAAAUCAGUAUGGGUUUUCAUAGCCCUUGUUGGAGCACUGCCGGACUAGUAAUUAAGAUUAUGAUUGUGGUACAUGUAUACUAGUAAUAUUUUUUUACUGGUUAUUCAUGUCUGAUAUAUUUGUGCCUUAAUAAUUAUUUAAUGUGAUCUGGCACAAAAUCUCAAUGGUUAUUAUUGAGAAUCACUUCACACUGUUAUGAGAAAGAGUCUAAUAAGCGAUUUCCCUUUUGAGCCUUCAGUCUAGUCAUAAAUAAUGUACAAUAACCACAAGACAAGAAUUUUUCUUAAGCCAUUAUAGUGCUUUUUGUUUUGUUUUGUAUGUUUUUCAAUAAGUCUUUGUGACACCAUCAAGAACAAUUACCAAAUUGAGACUGCUAAUUGUCUUCCCAUCAAUAAAGCAAAAGUUUUGCCUAUGCUUAGUUAUCUUGUGUUAAUCUUGUUAGAAAUGAAACCAGUUUAAUCAUACAGUUCUAACUACCAUGGACCCAUUAUUUUGGGCAUGUCUUAAUAAUAAUGCUACAUGUAGCUAUAAAAGAUCACUUUUGACUUUUGCUACUUUCUUUCAUAUAAAACAUUUACAGCUGAAAUGAUAUAAUAAUUACUAUUAUAACAGAGUCAAGUGCCAGGACCAGGGACCUAUGGAGAGGGUGGUAUACCAAGUGCUUUGGUUGAAGAAAAGGAAGUAAAAUCAGUUAGUAAUGUUGGGAUGCUUGAUUCUGGAAAGUCUUACAAAAGACAACUUCCUGAAGUGGUAAGUACAUUUUAAAUGCUGUGAUAAAAGUUAUUCUCCUUUAUAAUCCAGUUUCAAUAGUUGGCUAGUAGAUAAUGAGGAAAUGUUACUGGAGGAGUCUGUGUGGCAGCGAUGCAGGGAUGUCAACUCUCCUGGAUAAUCCGGAAGAAUCCAGAUUUUGAACUGUUUCUCCCAGUCUCCAUAUUAGAGUCUGAAAUCUCCUGGAUAAUCGCCGAAGUAUGCCAUAUUUCUUGUAGAUUUGACUUUCUGACAAUGAAAGUUCAGAUAUUUUGCAUUGUUUUAGCUAUCGUACUAUUAGCUAUCGUAAUAUAAGCAAUAAUGUGAUUGGUGGGAAGUAAACCAAUUAGGUCAAAUGUUACAAUAAUCCAACAACAUCUUUUUUUGCACGUUUUUUCACGUCCGUGCAUUAUGACGCCAUCUAUCAUCCCUUCCCCAUCAAUUCUCAAAUAUUUGAAGAUGUGGGUAGUUGACAGCCCUUGUGAUGCACAACACAGAAAAGUCUUCCAAUGGAUUCAAGGAAAUACCGGUAAUUAUGCAUCUGUGAGUGCAGGAUGGUUAUGAAUAAUGAGAAAUUUUAAAACUCUAAUUCAAUUUUUCCUGGUAAUUUUAGGGAAGUCAUUUAUGUCCUGGACAGUAUGAGAUGAAGAGUUUUACAGAUGAAAUGGAAGCAAGAGUGGUCAGCAAGAGAGGUCCUUAUGAUCUUUUUACUGGUGAAAGAAACAAGCCAAUCUCUGUAGGCUACUUUGCUUUACCGGUGAGAACAAAGGAUUAAAGAAGAAAUUUAAAACAUCCGGUCAACCCCAAGCUAUUGCCAGUCAACUUCUUGACGAAGUAAAAACUGCACUAGUUAUGCUAGUCUUUAAUAGUCACAGUUACAUGUAGUAUCUCAUACACUUCUUUAAAUUGAAACAAGAUAGUACAUGUAUAUAAUUUUUCACUGGGUGUGAUGACAUUAAGGCUUGGCACCAGUUGAAUAUUUCCUACACAAAAGUAUCAUUUUCAUUUGUCCUUUUUUGCGUGUUUUUUGGGCCUUCGACAGUUGUCAAUCUUUUAUUUAUCAUCUAUUUUAUUGUCCUCUUCAUGUAUGUGCCUGUUUGUUCUUGUCAUCAUCAUCAUUUUGUUUCAUGUUAUUUUUUUGCUCCAUGUGCCUUGGGGUUUCUAAUUGGACUGUAAUUUGUUUUUAUCAACAGGCAAAGCAGAACCUUGGCCCUGGUGAAUAUGAUUUGAAGUCUUUUCUACACGAACUAAAUGGUAGUUAUUUAAAACUGUUUUCAUCCUGGAAUUUUUCUUUUUUCGUAUAUUUUGAUCUUUUACACUUUUAUUGUCACGUUUAUUUUCUUUCUUUCUCUGUUUUGUCAGACAAGCACAAAAACCACCAUGGAGCAUUCCUUAAAGUGGAACGUUUCCCGGCUUAUCCCACCAACAGGGUUUACUGUUCCACGCUGAGUCAAUAUCCCAGGGAUCCGGUAAGUCUGCUGUCUGACCAGGUCCCCCCGGCCAAAUACAAGGUUAACUGGGAAUUAGAGUGAACUGACCUGCUUCUUAGAGUUGGAAAUUGGGACAAAGGAAGAAAUAGUAUCUGUAAGCUAUAAGACGAGUCUAAAUAACAUCUUUGUGGGUAAGUUACAGAGAAACGAAACAUGCUCAACUUUUUUUUCUCUCAGUACGUUUUUUAAAUCAAACAUAGCGGUGUGCGUGCGACCCAUCUCUGAUUCCCAGGCUCUCUUUCCUUUAGCAAAUUCGUGAUGAUGUUUUGAUGAUGUCACCCCCACCCCUGCAAAAAAUUUAGCGUGAAACGUGUCCCGAGGUCCCUUCAAUCAAUCAAACCACAACGGGUGUCCCAUACAAUGGUCUUCCAUUCCACGUCAUAUCGAAAACACUGGUACUUGUUUACAGACUUAACAAGAGUUUUUCUUUAACAGAGUGACCCAGGACCUGGGAACUACUCGCCCCAGGACCUCACAAAGCCCGAAGCAUCUAAGAGACCACCAUUUGGUUCGUCUGCUGAACGAUUCGAUCGUCAUGCCAGGCGGUUUUUCCUCGGAAGUACGGUGAGUGUAUUGAAUCACAUGCAAUCCAAGUUCACUUCCCCUCUGACUUGGUACCCACCUUCAUUGGAACGUUUACUUUCCCAUUUCAUUGUUUUAUGUCUCUAAUAAAGUUUUUUUAUUGUAGAAUCCUGUUGGUCCAGGUCGCUACAAUAUUGAUCGGUACGGAGAAGCACAACACGCAAAUGGACACUGCAGCUCCUUCAACUCAAAAACGAAAAGAUACGAUCUUAUACGUGACAAGUAUUUAACGUAAGUAGUGGUCACCUGAGAAGUCAGUUGUCCAUUAAAUAGCUCUUUCUUAUUUGCCCCCCUUCUAACCACCCUUACCCCACCUGUACAAAGAUUGUAACAGGAUGUCGGCGAGAACAGUGCUAACUUGACAGGCCCAGAGUUUUCAGACAUUAAUGCUGGAUGGUUGAAAUAAUACCGGCACGUUCAUCAAGCUAGAUCCGUUAUAGUAAUCAUGUCAUUUAUUUCUCUUUCAGAGAAAGAAUAAAGCCUCGAGAGAGGGACAAAGUUUUUAUGGUAUCCGUCGACGCAAAAUGAAAAAAAAAAUAUCUGCGCAUUAAUUUUACUCUUACACCAGUUCUGAAGAAGCUGCCUCUAUUGCACUGUUCUGUGAGCCCGCAAGCACCUUUUGAUUAAUACCUGCAUGGCUUCAAAGAAUCCAAUUCUGGAACCCCGACCUCUUUAUUUUCGUAAAUUGGAAAAAAAAAUUACCUAUGUUCUUCACAUGGUAAUUCUUUUUUGUUUUUCAAUUGAAGAGCUAAAUAUGUGAAUCGAUAUUUGUACAUUAUUUUUAUAGAAUUUGGAAUUAUUUUUGUCGCAAUGCACCUUAUAAUAUAUCGCGAGAGAAGUGGCCAUCAUUUGUCGCGAAUAAAAGAUUUUUUCUUGUGUCAACGCGUUUCUUUUUGUUACUAUUUAAGAAAUGUUUUAAUUCAUUAAGGUGACAGAAGGAGACAGCAAAACUAAAGAAAUAUCCUAACAAGUAUACAGACAGCUAGCUUUAACAGGUCAUACAACCCAGAAACUCGUAGUAUAUUUGAAUAAGCGCAACUACUUUUCUUCAGCACCUCAGUGUUCUCUUUUUACAAACGUCGUAUUGCGCUUGGUUAUCCUGUGGUGUUGAGGCAAAACACUCUUUGGUAUCAUUUUGAGAACGCAAGGAGGUAUCAUGUUAAAGAAGAUCAAUCAGGGUCUACAGUUUUGCGCUUCCGGAUUUUAUUUUCGUCGCCCUCUUCCUUCUUUACACUCUUUUUUUUUAUAAGAAUAUUGUUUUUCCGGCCCAGGCUGAAUAUUCUUAUUUUUCUGCCGAUUUUAGGCUGAAAAUAUUCUUGUAUUAUUCUUAAAUUAUAGCUUAUGACAUUUCCGUUUUAGAAUUUAUUGGGGUAUAUGUAUAUAUAUUACAUGUACCGUUCAUCGAACUGACAUUAGCGUUGAACAUUUCGCUAUAGCUAGUGCAGGUUUUUUCGUUUUGUUGGCUAGUUUCGCCGUUCAGAGAAAGGAAUAAUUUUAUACGGUUAAGUUAAAAACAUAAAAUUGUAUUGUAUUUACAGAUGUUUCAACACACAAAAUUAUAUCUAUCCUUUUCAAAAUCUCAGCCUUGGCUUUAUUCUUAAAAUAUUCUUAAUAUUUGGCAAAUUUCAGCCUCGAUAUUCUUAUAAAAUAUAUUCUUAUAAAAAAAAAAGAGUGUAAUUUGCUUCAGCCUUUGUGCAAACGGCUCCCAAUCACAAACCUCGCCCGCCGACUUUUGAUCGCUGAUGAAUGUUAUUGGUCAGUAAUGUAUGUCCGAAAAAACUGAAACCUUUUGUUGGUAGGAAAGUAACAAGCUAUUUGAAAAGCGAAAGGUAAUUAGAAACGAGUUAUGAAUGGGAAGUUAUGUAUAUUUCAAAAAUUCCCCAUCAAUUUCCCUACUCUAUUUCCGACCUUUACUUUUGAUGUUGUAUUUUAAAAAAAAGCCUGUCAAAAAGAGUUUUACAGUAGGGUCGAUUUUAUUUCCUUUUCUAUCCAAGUCAACAUGUCUUUUGUACCUAAAAUGAGAGAAAGUUGAGCUUUGUGUUUCAAAUUUUAGUCGAUCCAAUACCGGCCUUGUUUACUUUCCCCAACUAAGCACGACUGUAAACUGAGUCGGAGAAAAUUGAUCCUUCUCAAAGGUCAUUCAAGGACUUCUAAGAAACAAUGUUUUAAUAGUACAAAACGUCUUUGUUCUCAGACAAAUGCGUUUCAUGAUACACAUCACGUCCUCUGUGUUGUAUGAAGCAGAGAAAUUCACUUUAAGCAAAACAGUACAAAGUAGCUAGGUGGGUGAAAUUCUCGAAAAGCUAAAUGAUAAGCCCAUUCAAAAAAUAUCAAGAACGACUGAAUUUGAAACACUGUUUCGUGGCAUACGUAAAUAUCCCAGAUGGGGGUUUCCCAGAAAAGAGGGAACGUUUUCAAAACAAGAUCCCAUUUUGUAUUGACCGCGUUGUUCUUUUAUUAGCUUAAGCGUCGGGUCAAAGUUUUCACUUUUGACCAAUAACAAGGAGCGAAAGUGGUAAUCAGAGAUUUGGGAAAAUACCGAAUGACGGAUAACUAUUUAAUUCAGCUAAUACACUCAAACAAGCAGUCAACGAUUUUUACAGGAACAGAAAGGACUUGUAUGCUGCGUAUUUUACAAAGAGACGGUUUCGGCAUAUUACAUACAGUCUGCAGUGCCUUGAUUGAAUAGAGGUUCUCAUUAGGAAGGUAUUAUAGAUUGAAUUCUAAUCAGUGUCUAAUGGUAUGAAAUUUCCUUUGUUUUAUUCAAAUCGAAAUUUAUACGGCCUUUAUGAAUCGGACAUAAACGAUAAUAUUGGCUUUCGAGUGUACUUAAUUUGAUUUUACUCAGAUAUAGCAAGUAACGGGUCGGCUUUACGACUCUUGGUCGAAACCAUGCAGCUACAUAAACUAUUGGUGGAACGUUUCGUACGUUCUGCCCAGAAUUACUUUACUUUCGUUUAAUAGAAAGUGAAAGAACACCAGAGCCUGGGAGCUGAGGGGUGUAGUCCCCUCAUGGUUUCCUACUGAGAACGGGGUGUCGUAUUUCGAUGGCAGGAAGGUUUCAUAGUAUCAGUGACGAUCUUCUAGAAUGGUGUAUCGGCUUCUUUUAACAAUGUUUAAGAGUAUUUUAAUAUGCUUGGGAAAGAAACAGCACUGCGGACAACUGAUUUGUAUUCAUACAAAGUGGCUUGACGACAGCCGUGACGAACUAUGACGGCCGGAGCGAGUGAACUAGUAAAUGCUGUUUAUAUACAUUACCUUGAUUAGUGAAUGAUCUCGGUUAGAUUGUUGCAGCGUGCUUUGCUUCUGUAGCUAACGCCGACUCAGUAGGUCUUCGAUUUGACCGUUUCCGACCCUUUUGUGAGAUCGUAAAGCUUCAUUGAGUUGCAAUUUGCUGUAUCAUCAGUGCUUUCUUAUUGCAGCGAGUCUUAGCUGCAGCAGGUCUAUGCCAGAAACUCGCGAGAAAAAAGACGUCUCAAGACUUAUUCACUGGGAGAUGUACAUAAAAAGUGUUUCUUCUUUAUAUUUUGUAUUUGUAUUUUAACCCCAGUCAAGCUACAAAUAUCUUGCCAUGUGAGAGUACAAAACUAAUGGCCAUGGAUUUGGACACACUACUAGCGGAAGUAAACAGAAGCAGAGAAGAAAUCGCAGAUGGAGACCAAAUAGGUAAGUCGGCCCUCGAGUUAAUUGCUCAGUUCCGACUCUAAGCAGGCCUCUCUCACGCAUAAACAGUAAAAUGCCGGAACUGCUUUAUUUUAGGCCGGAAAAUGAAACUUGCCCUUCCACACGUAUCCGACACGUAUCCGGAUUCACUGUAGUAUCCAGGACUCCUCUAGGGAUAUUGGCAACAGAGCAUGCGUCAUAAAACGCGCGAAUUUUGCUCUGCCUUUCACGGUAAAGAACUGGGCUCGUUCUUGUUUGGUCACGGGAUGAAAAAAUAUCCGGACUAGCGUCCACACGAUUCCAGAUUCAUAGCUUAUUCAUAAUUUCUACUCUGGAGAGCAGAUUCAAAAAGUUGCGGAUUCUUCUACGGGAUUCACCGGAUACGUGUGGACGGAAGCAAAAGUUGCGGAUUCAAACAUGUCCGGAUACGUGUGGACGGGGCCUAAGUAAAUUGGUGAAGACACAAGAUGUAUUAAGAAACAACCCUAAAUUGUAAAUACAAGACAUUUUACGUCAGUAGAGGACUUUCAAAUACUAUAACACUGCUACAGCAUUACUUCUUUCUGACUUUCGAUAUAUUGAUAUAUAUUCGUGUUCGUCGUCACUGUUUUGGCAUUUGUACGUGAAGGCAACAACGAAAAUCCUUUAGAACUGAUUGUGCUGUUGGUAACUUGCAUGAAGUGAGAUCAGAUUUCGGUGGUUUUUCAGUGCCUUAGCAUGUGGAGGGGCCGGGGGGGCCUGGGCCCCCCCCAAUAAUCUUGACAGGCACGUUUAAUUUGGUCAGCGGCCACGCUCUUCACGCUACUCUUCAGUUCAAUGUGUUCAUUUCGGUUCAAUAAAGCGUGAAAAUUAUUCAUUUAUGGCUCCAACAAGCGAGCAUCUUAAACAAAGUACAUUUCUUAAAUGGGUGAGACCUAGAAAUUAAUGCUCUCGGAAGGCUGAAUAUGCUAUUUCAGAGACCCUACCUUUCAAAAUCUUCAGGGGAGCAUGUCCCCGGACCCUCCUAGCAGCUCGUGCCUUCGGCGCUCCUGAUUGCCCCCCUCCCCCAAUAAAUCUAACCUUGCUACAGCACCGUCUUUGUAUUAGUAAAAGAAGGAUACAUUUGUAGAUACAGACUGCUUGUUGAAGGAAGGACUGGUGACAGCCGAAAACAUCAAGUCCAUCAUAACCGACUUAGCUUCAGAUCCCAAACAAGUGAGAGAAUUCCUGGCGUUAUUGGGCAUAGCGGAUGAUCAGAUAGGGCAUAAUGUCGGGCAGGACUUUGAUGAAACUGAUGGUGCCGCAUUGAGCAACUCUAUUUUUGAGAAGUUACCACACAAAGAACUGCCUUAUAAAGGCCUUGCUGCCGCUCUUGAUAAUAGUUCUUUGAAGCGACAAGAUCUGGUGGUUAAACACUGCCUUAUAAACAAGGGUAAGUGAAUUGGCGAGAAAACGCCCCCUCCGCCGGAAAUUUAAUAAGUAUCGGCACUUCCAGCAUUUCCAAAAUUCAAAUGGAGCUGGGAAUGAGAGACCGAGAGUCACUCUGUGAAUGUGCAGGCCUGCAUCAAAAUCAUUCAUCUCGUUGUUUGUUUGUUUGUUUGCUUUUUUUGUUGUUGUUUUCCUUAAUUUUUACUGCUGCCUAGUUGCUAUUGUUCAAGGACCUUUUCCUUUACACAAGAACUGUUAAAAUGAGAAGUGAUUCCUCGAAGAAGGGCGGUGUUCAUGCUUUAGUUUUUUUCCCAAACACACAAAUAAAAACUUUCAGCACUGAGAAAAACUUGUUUAUCCGGUGCCAAGCAAAAAAUAGUCUUGGUUAUGUCUGACCGAGAAAAGGAAGUAGUAAGCAAUGUAACAGAAAAAUGAUUGCAAUAUCCCCCUUCACUGUUACUAUUGUUUAAAUAAAAACUGCUUUGACAAUGUUCUGGUUGUAGAUAUUAUUCCCAAGAGCAUCUUAGCAAGGGGUAAAACAGCAUUGGCAGCUUAUCGAAGAGCCUUAAAAAAAGGAAAAACGUACGAUAAACGCGUUAAAGUCCUUUUGAUCGGCCAAGACCGCGCUGGAAAAACUAGCGUCGCAAGAGCUCUGAGAGGUGAAGCAUUUGAUGAGGACGAGCCAAGCACAGAUGGUGUGAAAAUGGACGAGCCGCUGCAAAAUGCAACUGAAGAAGAGCCCUGGAGAUAUUCUCGAAGAAAAUCGAGUGCAUUUGAAGACAAGUGCGUGAAGAUAAUGCACCAAGACUUGCUAGAAAAAGUGCAGAAUUCCACUGGAAACUCAGCUGCUCCACCAAUAACGAAUCAACUCAAUGGUAAGUGUAAAGGAAAAGUCUUAAGUCAACUCGCUGUUUUUACUAAUGACUUUUUGAAAACCCUACAACUUUAAAACUGAGAAUUAAAGAAAGUACACAAGUGAGGAGUAUUUUUAUGUGCAAAAGAAAAAUUAAUGUUACUUAGACGGAUCGAAGCGAAACAAUGCCAUGAUAGCAAACAACAUCACGGCUUAACUGACAGACGACCAAUAACAUCGCGACUUAAUUGACCAAUCAGAUCCACAACCAGUGUUUAAUACCAUCAACUGACGUGAUACAAUUCACUUUGACUCUGAAGAUAACUCCAGCACAGGCUGUCGAAACGUCAGUCACUGUCAACAACAACAGUCCUAUUCAGGACUACGUUCACCCUGACUCAACCUACUUAUGGAAUGACUGCUGGGUUCAAACCUUUCAUAUUCAUCUUUCUCUCUAUCAGAUUCUACCUCUAGCUCUCUUCACGCGCUAGAGAGGGAUGAGGUUGAAGCAGUCCCAGAUGGUAUUGCGAAUUUACUCGAAGAAAGCCUUGAGGCUGAUGAAGUCGUUCCAUCGGAUGGUAUAUGGCCAGUGAUAGGGGAGUUGGCUGGCGAAACAGUGGUUAGGGCUUUGCAUCCAAUGUUCAUGACCUCGGAGGCUUUGUACCUCUUGGCGUUUGAUCUCUCAAAGAAUGUUUACGCAAAUGCUGGGGAAGAAAAUGACUCUGGUCUACAUAAUAUCCUGAGAGCUAUGGACACUGUACACUCCUUCAAGCAAUCCAUAGAAGGAAAAACGUUCCCUCCUGUAAUACUUGUGGGCACUCACGCAGACUGCGUCAUACCUGAUGACCCUGAGAAUAAAAUGGAAUGUCUAUCAGAAAGAUUUUGCGACAAUUCUUUAAUGAAGGAGCAUGUUCGAAAGAGCGUUGUUGUGAACAACACGUUGGCAGGUCAUGGACCUGACAAAGAAGACUCUGGAAUAAAACGUUUGCGCAAGUUGAUAUUAGAGGAAGCCGAAAUGAUGCCACAUACCAAGAAAGAGAUUCCUCUUAUUUGGUUAUAUAUAGAGGAUAAGAUCGAAGAAAAAGCUCGAGGCGGAGAGCAUUUUGUCUCCAGGGGAACGUUUCAACGAGACAUUGUUGAAAAGGUUUGCACGCUUGAAGAAGAACAAGACAUCGAGCAGCUAUUACGAUUUCUUCAUGAUCGUGGCACUGUUGUUUAUUACAGUCAUCCAGAAAAUUCAGAUGGUUUGGUAGUGUUGGAUCCACGCUGGCUAGUAAAUAUUUUCCACCAGAUCCUCAACGGUUUACCAAGUAAAGAAGAUAGCAUGAAAAUUCGCAACUACCGAAAGCAGCUUCGAGAGAGAGGUACUCUCGCUUCAGAUCUAGUAGAGCACGUUUGCGAAACACUCGACGACGUGCAGGAAAUCAAGCAUUCAUUGAUUUUCAUAAUGGAGAGGUUAGGCCUUCUUUGUCGAUGCAGCAGUGAAGAUCAGGAAUACCUUGUGCCGUGCAUGUUGGCGCCAAAACCAGAAGAUAAAUUGAUGUCAAUACCAAAAUCAAGCGAUGAAACUUGUUCACCAAAUCUUUACCUUACUUUCAAGACAGAUUAUGUACCAGCUGGGCUGUUCCCAAAGCUUGUUUCUCUCUUUGGAUCAUGGGCAGCGUCCAAAACGGCAUGUAAGCAGCCCCAGAAAUUCUCCAAUGCAGCUCGCUUUAUUUUAGAUGACAAGACUUCUCUUCAAAUUGUCUGCCACAAUAGUGUCGUAGAAUUUAACAUUUACCGACAGGGCGAUUCUCAUGGAGACUCUGGAUGCCACUCGGAGGUUUAUAGGUAGGCGUACUUACUUUACACAAAUUUACCCACAGGUUUUAAAAACGUUAGGAUGCUUUUCCUUUGUCAUGAUGAUAAAAUUUACCGCAUAGGGAAAGAGGGGGUGUUCUUUCUUUAGGCGACAUGUCUCAUUUAUCUUUCCUCUGAUAUUUCCAUUAAACAGAUGCCUACUGAGAAUUAGAAAUUGUUACUCCACAAGGCCUCUACAUUGACCUGUUUGCCUCACCAAAAUAAGUAAGGUGUUUUGCAGUUAGCAGCAUAAUCCCAUUUUCAAGCCUCAUGCAGUGGAAAUUUCGGUGAAAGAAUGACAUUGACAUUGUGUGUUACAAGUCCUAGCUCUAUCUCUUUUUUUUUUUUUUUCAUUUAAGCUUUUUGGAAAGUUGCUCAACAAUAAUUCGUGACGAUUGCCACUGGCUGCGUACGGUGUCAUGGCAGCUUUCUGUCCGCUGCCCAGUGUGCGCAGGCAAAGCAGGCCUUUGUAUCUGGCAUGGCACUCAAGGAUGUCGACACGAAGACUGUGCUCACUACGUGCCUUUAAAGACCGACGGCCCAUACUACUGUCCGUUUGCUGACCAAAUUAUUCCUGAGGGAACGUACUACGAGUGGCUGAAUGUAAGCGUCUUUUUUGUUUGUAACUAACAUUUUUUAUACUCAUUUAUAACUGAUCACUGCUUAUCCUUCAUCCUAUUCUAUCAAUUCAAAGGGGACGAUAAACAGUCAAAUCACACUGCUGUUCCAAAGAGUAUGAUUGAGACUCUCGUAACAUGACUACUUUGCCUGGGUUGUGCAAACUAAUUGGCCACUCAUAAAGGACCCAGUUCCACCACGAAGUUAGUUAAUACCGGAGAAAGCGAACACGACUAGCCCUGGGGUACUUUUGAAGCCCAAUUUGUCCUAACUCAUUAUGGGUUACCGUGAAGUGCUCAAGCUGCUACUUAGGGCACGUUCGAGUGACCGUAUUCCGCAAUAAUAAUGCCUGGAAUAAACUCUAAAAAGCACUUGUUUUGGCUUCAAUUGAAUGAUCAAAUAUAGAAAUCUAGUAAGAAAUGUAGUAAUUAAGAUGAAUGUAACAUUCCAGUGAUCCACAAAUUCGCGAUCGAAGAGAUUUGUCACAAAUUUCUGCUUAUUCCUAUUCCGGAAUACGAUCAAUCGAACACACCCUAAAUCAUCUUCCGGUCGUGGCAUCUCUAAUACCUUUUUUCUUCAUCUUAGGUCAUGGAAAACAACAAUGUACGACAAAACGCAAUUCCAAGUAAGCAAAUUUUUGGAUAUCUCUUUUUGUUCAUACAGUUUAUGGAUAUCAUUCGUUUGUGAUAUUGUUUCGAAUAAUAGGCAUUUUUCUGCAAGUAUUUUAAAGUUAUGAAUUAGCAACCAAGAAUAUCACACCUUAAAAGACGAUGUAAAGUAAGACUAAAAAUACGAGUCCCUGAGCUGUAAAAUGAACGAACAAAAUUUCCAGAGUACGACGUUGUAGAGGCAUAACUUUGUUAUGGUUUUGCUGGGACGCUCAGUCAGCUCUGGACAAAGACCUGGGGCCCGUUUCUCGAAAGUUCCGGUAACUUUUCGGGCCCGAAAUCAAAUAUUCAAAUCGAAAUAUAAAGAAUGAGAGCCCUGGUCCUGGCUAGUAGACUACUCCAUUUUGUUUCACUAACUGAUAGUUUUGUCAUGCUAGAUGCAAAACUAUUGAAGCCUCGAUCUUUAAUGUAAACGGAGACAGCUUACCGGGCCCGUUAAUUAUCGGGACUUUCGAGAAACGGGCCCCUGGAAACAACAAUGCGAAGUUGGAAGGAGAGGUUCCGAAAGCAGAAAACAGAAAACUAAAGCGCUAGGACAUUUACAUGCAGUUGUCCUCUACGUUCUGUUUGAUAACUCGAUCGUAAAAGUUAUUCGGAUUUUUCCAUAUUCGUGUUCUUAAGUGUUUUUCAUAUUGGCAAGGACACCUUAUCACAACUUUUAAUAAGACGACUAUAUUUACUUUAAGCUUUUCAACAGACCUUGACAACCUGUAACCAGGACAGAUCGAAAGUGCAAGUCACCCUGUUAUGUUCAGAAUGGGGUUCAUCAAAGGGCGGGCUGCCGACUGUGAACAGACUAUUAGCCAUAGAAUUGGCAAAACAUCAGGAGCUGCAGGUUAGUCUUUACGUUCCUGAGUGUAGUGAAGACGAUAAGAGAAUGGCUUACAGAUUAUAUGGCAUCACUAUAAUACAAGCACAGAAACGCCCCGGUUUUGAACCUCUUGAUUGUCUAUGCUUUCGUCCGUAUGAGAGUUUUUGGAUAGACGUUGUGAUUGGGCAUGGAACGAAGCUGGGAAAACAAGCCCAAAUGAUCAGACAGUUAUACCCCGAGUGUCUCUGGAUCCAGUUUGAGCAUACUGCCCCGGAAGAACUUUCGAUGCACAAGACUUACCGCCGCAACAUUUCCAUCGGCGAAGAUAAGCACCAAACGGAGGUGCAGCUCAGUGCUAUGGCCGACCUUGUGGUUGCUGUUGGACCGAAGUUAGCUGAAGACUUCAGAAGGUAUCUUCUCUCUUACCAGGAGAAGAGGGUCUUCGAAAUAGUGCCCAGCCCUUGUAUCUUUCAAGAAUUUGACAAACUUACGCAGCCGAAACAAGAUCGUGACAAAUUUUACGUGCUGGUGUUUGGUCGUGGUGACCAAGAAGAUUUUAAACUCAAGGGUUAUGACAUAGCUUCGAGGGCGAUUUCAGAACUAAAGGAUUCGAAGUAUCAUCUUUGCUUUGUUGGAGCAGCUAAGGGUGAGAAGGAAAAGGUGACGCAAUACCUCCUCGAGUGUGGGAUAUCUAAAAAUCAACUAACCGUACGUGGGUUCAAAAGCAGAGUAGAACUCGCCAGGCAGUUUUGUGAGGUGGAUCUCGCCAUUAUGCCUUCAAGAACAGAGGGCUUUGGUUUGACUGCCUUAGAAGCCCUCUCUGCUGGUUUACCUAUUCUUGUUGGCGGAAACUCGGGACUGGCAGAAGCUCUUAAAAAGAUGAACAACCGUUUGGCUUCUUCAUGUGUAGUGAACUCUGAAGACGCGAGGGACUGGGCUGCAGCCAUCAAAGCUGUUAAAGAGCAACCCAGAGCAGAAAGGUUGCAAGACGCGCAAACAUUAAAGAAAGAUUUCAAACAACGUUUCAGCUGGUCAUGGCAAUGCAAAAACCUGGUAAAAGAUAUGCUUUUCUUGGUCAGAGGUAAGCAAUUAACGCUUCGCUGGUUGUAUUAAUGAACCAAAAUGCUCUAAGUAAACGGUAGAAAACGUUGGCUUUGUUUUUUUGCAUAGCCUGAUAUAAACAAGACAGUUAUGACCCGAGACGAAGUCAGCUUUCCAGCCAAUCGGAGCGCCCGUACUGCAUUAGUAAUUCAAUCAAUUGCAAUUGAAGAAAAAGAGCUUUUUUCCCCUCCUGUUGCUCAUUCCAAACAAGAAGAGGUAAUCUUAAAUGCUUUAAGUUUUCACUCACGUGUUUGUAUUCGACUGAUGAAUGUAGUUCGUCAAAGAGAAUUCAGAUUGGCUUCAUUUGUAGCUAUUAAGCGAUAUCAGAGAUCGACCAAUCUGCGCAUAAUGUAUCACCUUCAAUACUCGAUAAUUGAAACUAGAUUUCAAUUUAGUAAAAUCCAGUUUUUCUUUUAGGAAAGAGGCACCCAGAUAAAAUGAGGUCUGAGGGGGAAGAAGCUACAGAACGAGUGCAGGGCGAGAACAGACUAGAUAGUAGAGGAGAUUUAGAAGUGAUCGCAACUGCGUCCCAGUCAAAGUCUGACACAAUGGAAGAAAAGAUAGAAAUCAAAGCGAGAGUUAGCAAUCGCGGUAUGUAUGGUCCUCAAAACUUCGGCAACAUGAACAUGCGUAGGUAGAGGAUAGUAUUUUGUACUGUCUCACUAAAACUGAUAAUGACCUUUGAUUUGUACCCGCUCGUGGUGCUUACGCUGGAUUAAUUAGUUUCAGCUAUGUACCACGCUUUCUUGGAGUUCUGUUCUCUCGUGAAAUCAAAUCACGACUAUCUGUUAGUAUACUUCAGGAGCACCCAACGAGAAUAUAGUUCAAAACCACUUAAACAUAGCAUUGUUAAACGUAUUUUAGUAUUUAAACGGUAGAUAUGGGCAUAUUUUUAUCCCCUAAAAAUUUUUCAUCUGUUCGGAUUUCCUAGCUGAAAGUCUAGUGAUCCGAAAAUUAUAGGGAUCAAAACUUACCUUUUCGAAAAUUUCAGCCAGAAAAAGGCUUCCGAAAAUUCUAGGUGACCUUUUUAGAGUUAAAAUCCUUUAACAAUAGGCAAUUAUACCAUUUUUUAGAUGUUCGAAAAUCCUAGGAGAGGCAGGCAAGCAAGAAAUUUUACAAGAAAUGUUUCGAAAAUUCUAUAUCUCAAAUCGUCUUCCGAACAGAUAUUCUUCCGAAAAUUGUCGUUGGGUGCCCCUGAUACUUGUAGUUGCUUCUGGAGGUUGCCAACUUGUACCCACUAUUUUCAUUUGAAGUGGAGAGAACUGAUAUAAGCGGCUGCCUUUCUUGGAAUAGACAAUGACAUGUCAAGGCAGCAGAAUCACAUCACAUGGUUUUGUAAUAAUACAAGACCUCAUUACAUGAUGUUUUGAAUGUUACAGAGGUAGACGGUAAAGCCGGCUUUGAUACAGUCAUCGACCAAUCUUUGAGUACCGGCCCCAUCAAUCACUGCCAUCAGGUUACGGGACAAGUUUUAAAAGAUGUUCCUGAUUUUCAAGCAGUAAGUAAGGUAAAGUACGCGAUAUUUUUUUAGGAAAACAAUUCACGCAGCUGAUAUUAUGUCUUAACCAGUGGUUUGUUUGCGCAGGAAAAAGAUGAACUGCGACAUGUUGAUAAUGUAUUGCAUAGGAUUUGGAGUUACAAAGUGGACUACAAAGAAAGAAGAACAUAUCAAUUAUCAUUCGAAGCAAAUUUUUCUUUCUUUUCAUUGGCCGAGAGCCCACCGCGUGACCUGCAAAUAACUGCCUUCAAAUAAUAGUCUGCUCAUGCGCAAUGCCGUCCAACUGUGUUUGGCUGCAAAUAAUAUUCUGCACAUGCGUAAAGGAAACCGUGCUUUUCUCCUUCUUGCGAUCGCUCUUGCGUGAAAAUAGCAGAUCGCUUCGCUUCCCGAGGAUAUUCAUUAAAAAAACAAACUCGGUCAAAUCACGAUAUUUUGCUCAACCUCGUCCAAUAAUUGUUAAUUAUUCUGCUUUAAGGGGUUAAUAACUCCCCCACCUGCAAUGGGCUAGAAACGGAUAGCGGCAGUGUUAGUUAACAUCACGCAUCACGCGACGCAAAUUAAUUUCUCUGUUAUCAAAAAGUCAGUCAGAUUGACUCGGGCAGCUUAGUGUAUAGUUAUCAGGUGAUGGAUUACCGUCUUUUUCAACAGCGUAACGUCUGUUCGCAAGCGACCAAAAAAGGAAGGACAAAGUCAUUUCUUGACGACUGCAAAAAAAACAAAGAAAAGGGAAACUUCAAGGGGAACAAAGGCAGACUCAAGCUAGGAGUAUUGGUCGUCGCCACAGUCGUAUUCUUUAUUUCAUUUAUUUUAACUAGAGUCUUGUAAAUCGCCCAUUGUUGUGUUUAUUUAAAUUUGUAUAUAUGUACCUUCUAUAGGUUUAACAUUACAAAAACAUCACAUGAUUUUUCAAAUCCUUACAACUAAAUAAGGGAAACAGAAAAAAUCUAAAAUAGACCUUAAAUAGGCCAGACAAUAUUAAACAA
Molecule: messenger RNA, 20102 nt
Organism: Porites lobata
Lineage: Eukaryota; Metazoa; Cnidaria; Anthozoa; Scleractinia; Poritidae
Source: the annotation of a GenBank genome assembly